AUGCCGCCGCCGCCGCCGUCGCAAGUGGCCCGCCAGUUCCCGCCGGCCUUUAAUGUCUACACGCAAAGCUUCAGCCGGACAAUGAUCCUCGGCGAACACCAAAAUCAGCCAUCCUAUGCCAUGUCAUUGCACAGUGGUUUGGGCAGUUCACCGCCAAUGGUGCUGCACUCCGGGCCGACAAAUGCCUUCCCACCACUUGCUUCAGUGGAGUAUCACAGCUUCAGCACCAGGAUGAGCAUAACGCUGCCUCCUGCGCCAAGAGGCAGUCCCGGGGGAGCACCCGUUAUCGAACUGGGAUCUAAGCUGGACUUUCCUUCGUCAACGUAUCAUUUUACAAUGGGCGUUGGACCGAACUGUGAACGGCUCGAGCAGUUUCAGUGGAGGCCAAGCUCUGGCGAAGCGAUUGCCAUGCUGGAUGGGAGGAGCAGGGGCUGGAAGCUGGUUAGACUGGCCCAAUCAGCCGGGCCGGCCACCUUCAAGGGAAGUGACGGGAAGGAAGUGGUCGCAGUGUGGACAGAUGCCCAAAUGAGCUUGUCCAAGCAGGCCAAGUUCGCAUUCUUGGGCAGUGGCCUCACAGGCGAGCUGGGCGAACGCUGGGCGGUCAUGGCUGUCAUAUCCGGCUUGGCCAUCUUCGAGCGGCAAAGACAGCGCAACCACAACCACAACCAUUGA
Colletotrichum navitas is the source of this 672-nucleotide messenger RNA. RefSeq lists its product as uncharacterized. NCBI's taxonomy places the organism in Eukaryota, Fungi, Ascomycota, Sordariomycetes, Glomerellales, Glomerellaceae. The record is from RefSeq and is a predicted model, not a curated record. The transcript has a single exon. Bases 1 to 672 code for a protein of 223 amino acids.